AUGACGAGAUUGAAAUCCUUUCGCGCACCCUCAUGGACCUGGGCCACCUACAACGGUGCUAUUACUUAUGGCUUGGGGGAGAACUCUAAAAUGAACGAAACUAUUUGCGAGAUCUCAGAGCCCAACUUUAAUAUUGAGCACGGCUGUCGGAAUACAUGUCCAAAUAAGUCGCGCACGUGUAUCACCGGAAGCGUAAAGUGGACAGGAAUGAUCGGUACUGUAAUCCGAUCAGACAACUUACACUCUUUGAACCUCUCUGAUGACAAAGAUCUCAUCGAGAUUCUUGGCUCUAAUGUGCACUAG
This is a messenger RNA of Exserohilum turcica Et28A, 303 nucleotides long. RefSeq lists its product as uncharacterized. The record is from RefSeq and is a predicted model, not a curated record. The transcript has a single exon. Lineage: Eukaryota; Fungi; Ascomycota; Dothideomycetes; Pleosporales; Pleosporaceae. Bases 1 to 303 code for a protein of 100 amino acids.